Messenger RNA from Vigna unguiculata (cowpea), 2442 nucleotides. Its product is annotated as oligopeptide transporter 7-like. Lineage: Eukaryota; Viridiplantae; Streptophyta; Magnoliopsida; Fabales; Fabaceae. Gene Ontology annotation, molecular function: oligopeptide transmembrane transporter activity. The record is from RefSeq and is a predicted model, not a curated record. Gene Ontology annotation, biological process: transmembrane transport.
UUUUGAGAGUGAAUCAACAUGGAGCAAUCCUCCCACGAGAUGACAUCCCCUCUUCUGGAAGAUGAAGGUGGUAGCAACAGGAACAUUAUUAGGAAUAGGAACAAGAAUAGGAAUGGUGAAGGCGAAAAAGAAGAAGAAGAAGAAGAAGAAGACGAAGAAGAAGAGAACUCGCCGAUAAAGCAAGUGGCUAUGACGGUGGCAACGACCGACGAUCCUUCUCUUCCGAUUCUGACGUUUCGAAUGUGGGUGCUGGGAAGCCUCUCCUGCGUUGUGUUGUCCUUUCUGAACCAGUUUUUCUGGUACCGCAGGGAGCCCCUGGCCAUCACCGCCAUCUCUGCGCAGAUCGCAGUGGUGCCGCUGGGGCAGCUGAUGGCGGCGACAAUAACGAAACGCGUGUUCUUGAGCGGGACACGGUGGGAGUUUAGGUUGAACCCAGGGCCGUUCAACGUGAAGGAGCAUGUUCUAAUAACGAUAUUUGCUAACUCUGGUGCCGGCAAUGUGUACGCCAUUCACGUAGUGACCGCUGUCAAAAUCUUUUACCGCCAACACAUCUCCUUUUUUGUUUCCCUCCUUGUAGUCAUCACCACACAGGUACUGGGUUUCGGAUGGGCUGGCAUAUUUAGAAGAUACUUGGUGGAGCCAGCGGCAAUGUGGUGGCCAACAAAUUUAGUUCAAGUUUCCCUCUUUAGGGCACUGCACGAGAAGGAUGAAAGAGAGAAGGGAGGGUUAACGCGGUCGCAGUUCUUUGUAGUGGCGUUUUUGUGCAGCUUCGCCUACUACAUCUUCCCUGGAUACAUCUUCCAAAUGCUGGUCUCUCUCUCUUGGGUAUGCUGGUUGUUUCCCAACAACAUUCUGGCCCAUCAGCUCGGGUCGGGCCUGUACGGGCUUGGUAUAGGAGCAGUUGGGCUGGACUGGUCGACCAUUUCCUCUUACCUCGGAAGCCCACUGGCGAGCCCAUGGUUUGCGACCGCCAACGUUGCCGUGGGAUUCGUGUUUGUGAUGUACGUUCUGACUCCACUCUGCUAUUGGUUGAAUGUGUACCAUGCAAAAACGUUCCCCAUUUUCUCCAACAAACUCUUCACCGAGCAAGGUCAGGUUUAUAACAUCACAGCCAUAAUAGACUCGAAUUUCCACCUUGAUCUUGAAGCGUAUGAGCGACAAGGUAGACUCUACCUGAGCACCUUCUUUGCCAUGACCUAUGGAGUUGGAUUUGCUGCACUCACUGCUACCAUUAUGCAUGUAGCUCUCUUUCACGGAAGAGAAAUAUGGGAGCAAAGCAAAUGGAGUUUUAAGGAAAAGAGUGUGGACAUUCACACGAAGCUUAUGAGGAGGUACAAACAAGUUCCAGAGUGGUGGUUCGUGUGCAUACUGGCAGCGACCAUUGCAGCAACCGUCUUCACUUGCGAGUAUUACAAGGCGCAGCUACAGUUGCCCUGGUGGGGUGUUCUGCUAGCAUGUGCCGUUGCCAUAUUCUUCACUCUCCCCAUUGGUAUUAUUACUGCAAUCACAAAUCAGAGCCCGGGCUUGAACAUAAUAACGGAAUACAUCAUAGGGUAUGUGUACCCGGGAUAUCCAGUGGCAAACAUGUGCUUCAAGGUGUAUGGUUACAUUAGCAUGACGCAGGCCAUCACUUUCUUGCAAGACUUCAAGCUCGGUCACUACAUGAAAAUUCCUCCCAGAACCAUGUUCAUGGCACAGAUUGUGGGAACGAUGAUCGCAAGUUUGGUGUAUUUGUUGACUGCGUGGUGGUUAAUGGAGACAAUCCCAGACAUAUGCAAAGACUCAUCCUCUGUGUGGACGUGUCCAAGUGACACAGUGUUCUACGACGCAUCGGUUAUUUGGGGUUUGAUAGGGCCAAGAAGAAUUUUCGGGGACCUGGGAAGCUACGAGAAGGUAAACUGGUUCUUCCUGGGAGGAGCAGUGGCUCCUGUAGUGGUGUGGAUGGCAGCGAGGAGCUUCCCACAGCAAGAGUGGAUAAGACUGAUAAAUAUGCCGGUGCUGAUCGGUGCCACUGGAAUGAUGCCUCCCGCGACUGCAGUGAACUAUACAAGUUGGAUCAUUGUGGGGUUUUUUUCUGGUUUUGUUGUGUUCAGGUACAAGCCAGAGUGGUGGAAGCGUCACAACUAUGUGCUCUCUGGGGCACUUGAUGCAGGGCUUGCCUUCAUGGCAGUGCUUUUGUAUCUUUGUUUGGGGUUGGAGGACAUUAGCUUGAGUUGGUGGGGAAAUGACCUUGAUGCUUGUCCCUUGGCUCACUGCCCCACGGCCAAAGGAGUCCACCUUCAAGGCUGCCCCCUUUUCACUUCCUCAUUCUUCUAGAUUAGGGUUAAACAAUCUCUUGUAAAAACUUUUUAGGUUCAACCCUCUUAUUACGUCACACGUCACGUUUUUAUUUGCUUCACUUCAAUUCUCCUCCUUCCAAUUCUAUGUAAUUUCAUUAUAUCC